GUGUCAGUAGUGUCAGUGCUGAGACGGGUGAUCCUAUGCACAGAGGACAAAAGGUCAGUAAAAGGAUGAGGAAUCAACACAAGGAAUAAACUCAAGUAAAAUAAUACUGAGAGUGCAACUAGCAAUUAGGCCAUGAGUGAAGGUAGAGACACGGCUCUCCUGGUGUGGUUUGAUGAGCUCACUGCAGACAGGUGUGGAGAUCAACCAGGUGAGAGCAGUCCGGCUGUCCGGGGGCACAGUGGAAGGUGGAGACAUGAUGGAGACAGGGAAAACAAAGGAACUCGGGGAAAAGCCAGAGGUCAGAGAAGUCUCAGCUGGAUACCUCAAGGAGCUGGCGGUUGGUCGCCUCAGAGUUCAGACGGAUAUCAGUGGUUGGAGGUCGACUUGGGUGGGCGGACACAAAUCACCGCUGUUGCUACCCAAGGCCGCUACGGCAGCUCCGAUUGGCUGACGGCCUACCUGUUGAUGUUCAGCGACACAGGACACAACUGGAGACAGUACAGAGAGGAAGACAGUACAGGGGCAUUUCCAGGUAACAGCAACGCAGACAGUGUGGUCCAGCACAAGCUCCAGCAUCCAGUGAUCGCCCGAUACAUCCGUCUGAUCCCCCUGGACUGGAAUCCCAAUGGUCGCAUUGGACUCAGGCUGGAGACCUAUGGAUGUCAUUACGACUCUGACGUGGUGAGCUUCGAUGGCAGCAGCAGCCUCCUCUACAGGUUGAGUCCCAGGCUGAGGCAGGUGACCAGGGAGAGCAUCUCUCUGAAAUUCAAAACGCUGAGGAACUCCGGGAUCCUGCUUCACGCCAAGGGACAGAGUGAACGCAGCCUCACCCUGGAAUUAGAGAAAGGAAAGCUUCUCCUGCUUCUCCAAGAAGGCAGGAGUUCUUCUCCUGACGGCAGGCAUCUGGUGUCUCUGGGCAGCCUGCUAGAUGACCAACACUGGCACCAUGUCGCAGUGGAGCAUCACAGCACUCACCUCAACCUCACUGUGGAUGAAAGCACACUGUGGGUGCAGAUCCCACCGAGACUCACCCACUGGGACCACGACCAGAUGAGUGUGGGAGCAGAGCAGGGACCCGGCUCUCGGAGUUCAGUCGGCUCACGCAGAAAUUUUCUCGGCUGUUUGGAAAACCUUGUUUACAACGGCAUGAAUCUGGUCAACCUCGCUAAACAGAAAGACCAGCGGGUCACCGUGAAGGGUAAUGUGACCUUUUCUUGUGCUGAACCCGUUUUUGUCGCCAUGACCUUCACCAGCCCCCAGAGCUUCCUCUGCUUGCCAGGGGCGACAGAACCGUCUUCAAUGGGCACGUCGGUGGGGCUUCAGUUCCGGACGUGGAACAAGGCAGGGCUGCUGCUGACCUUUGAGCUUCCAAAGCAAGGAUUGGAGGUCUGGCUGUACCUGAGCAAAGGCAGGCUCCAUCUACAGAGCCACAAGGCUGGCAGGGCACCACUGGAGCUCAUUGCAGGUUCAGCUCUAAACGACGGUCAGUGGCAUUCUGUGGAGCUGACCUCCAGACGAGGACAUUUGACAGUCACCGUGGACGGAGAUGACGGAGCCUCCGCACACGCAUCUCCUUCAUUUGUUGUUACCACAGGAGGUCAACUUUUCUUUGGUGGUUGCCCUAGUGAAGGGAGCAACCAGGGGUGCAAGAACCCUUUCAAGGCUUUCAGGGGCUGCAUGCGCCUGCUGACGAUGGACAACCGACCGCUGGACUUGAUCAAGGUACAGCAGAGGCUGAUGGGAAACUACAGUCAUGUGCAGGUCGACAUGUGUGGCAUCAUCGACAGGUGCUCUCAGAGUCACUGUGAACAUGGAGGCAGCUGCAGUCAAUCAUGGAGCACCUUCCACUGCAACUGCUCGAGCACCGGCUACAGCGGAGCCACCUGUCACAGCUCGAUAUACGAGCAGUCCUGCGAGGCGUACAAACACAAAGGCAACACGUCAGGGUAUUAUUACAUUGAUGUGGAUGGCAGCGGACCCAUCAGACCACAGCUAAUCUACUGCAACAUGACAGAGGACAAAACGUGGAUGGUGAUUCAGCACAAUAACACAGAGCUGACCAGAGUCCGGCCGUCGCCGGGGAAGAAUCAGCACACGGCUCACUUUGAAUACACGUCUGAGGAGGAGCAGCUGGUGGCCAUCAUUAGCCAAUCAGAGCACUGUGAACAGGAGCUGACCUACCACUGCAGGAGGUCACGCCUCCUCAAUACACCGGACGGGCCUCCACUCAGCUGGUGGGUAGGCGGUCCAGGCGGGGGACAAGAGCAGACUUAUUGGGGCGGAGCACCACCAGGCAGCCAGCUGUGUGCCUGUGGGCUGCAGCAGACCUGUGUGGACCCCAAACACCACUGCAACUGUGACGCUGACCGCAAUGAAUGGGCCAGUGACUCAGGCCUGCUGACCCAUAAACAGACCCUCCCUGUCAGAUCUCUGGUGAUGGGUGACAUCCACAGGCCUGGCUCAGAAAGCGCCUACAGGGUGGGGCAUCUCCGUUGCCAUGGAGACAAAAAUGUCUGGAACGCUGCUUUUUUUGACAAGGAGACGUCUUACCUGCACUUUCCCACAUUCCACGGAGAGCUGAGUGCAGACAUCUCCUUCCUGUUCAAAACCACCUCAUCCUCUGGGGUCUUCCUGGAAAACUUGGGCAUCAAAGACUUCAUUCGGAUCGAACUCAGCUCCUCCACUGAGGUCCUCUUUUCCUUCGACGUGGGUAAUGGUCCGUUGGAGGUUCGUGCGAAGGCCGACGUCCCGCUGAACGACAACAGGUGGCAUCGCGUUCGAGCCGAGCGUAACGUUAAAGAGGCGUCGCUUCGCCUCGAUGAGCUCCCCGCUGGCACACAGGAGGCUCCAGCUGAUGGACACAUCCACCUGCAGCUCAACAGCCAAUUAUUUAUAGGAGGCACAGCGUCCAGGCAGAAGGGCUUUCGAGGUUGUAUUCGCGCUCUGCAGCUGAAUGGCGUCACCCUGGACCUGGAGGAGCGAGCAAAGAUCACCCCCGGCGUUCAGGCGGGAUGUCCAGGCCACUGCAGCAGCUAUGGCUCACUCUGCCAGAACGAGGGUCGCUGUGUGGAGAGAACCAACAGCUUUUCCUGCGACUGCGGCCCAUCUGCUUACACUGGAGCCUUCUGCGACAGAGAGGUUUCAGCCAGCUUCAAGGCAGGAACAUCCGUCAGCUACACCUUUAACGAGCCAAACAGGAGCAGCAGCAGCAUCCUGUCCUCCUCCAUCCAUUCUGACAUGACCCUGCGAGCAGAAAACGUCUCCCUGAGCUUCAGGACCAGCCAGAAUCCUGCUCUGCUCCUCUAUGUAGGCUCCCAUCGCAGAGAGUACCUGGCUCUGCUGCUCAACAAGCACGACCAGCUGGAGGUGAGAUACCGACUGGAUGGCAGCAAAGGUGCAGAGAUCCUGAGGAGCAAAGUGAGGAACCUCGCCAAUGGUCAGCUACAUGCUGUUACCGUCAGCAGACAUGCAGAUGCUGUCUCUGUGCAGAUCGACCAGAACAGUAAAGAGGACUUCAACGUGACAUCUGAUGCAGAAUUCAAUGCCAUCAGGUGGCUGGUUCUUGGCAGAGUGCAGGACUCUGGUGAGUUGGACCCGGAGCUGUCUCGACUCGCCUCUCUGGGUUUCACAGGCUGUCUGUCUGCUGUCCUCUUCAACUCCAUCAGCCCUUUGAAAGCUGCACUGCUCCACCCAGACACCAACCCUGUCACCAUUACCGGCCCACUGGUCCAGUCCCUGUGUGGCUCCACUUCAGCCAAUCCCUACGCAGCAGAAACCACACACCACCUAUCAGGCCAGUCUGGCUCAGUGGGAACAGAUCAGCCCGUAGUCAACGCCAUCAGGAGUGACUCGGCUCUAAUUGGAGGCGUGAUAGCGGCGGUGAUCUUCGUGAGUGUGUCCGCAUUAGCCGUCAUGGCUCGUGUCCUCUACAGGAGGAAAGGGACGUGUCGGAGCCAGGAAGUAAAAACGGUAAAAACUGAAGACAAGCCCGAGCUGGCGUUCAGCGGCUCACAGAACGGUCCGAGUGAGAACCAGCAGAAAGAGUAUUUUAUUUAGGCGGAGGUUUCGACGUGAAGCUGGCCUGCCCAGAGGCAGAGAGACCUCGUCAAGCCUCGGUGCUUUUCACCACAAACUGAGCGGGAACUCAGACUCAACAAGACAGGAAGACACAAACAGGACGAUUCACUCGUGUUCUGCCGUCUGUGGUUCAGUUUUGUUUUUGCUUCUGUGGUUUUGUAAAGACUGUAUAAAGAUGCACAAGAACAAAGUGUUGUAUUUAUAAUAUGUCAGUACUGUCAGUAGAACAGUUGUAAAUACUUAAUACUUAAAAUUAUGACUUUGUAUCAAUCAGUCUUUCCUCCAUCCUGUUGAAAUGUUUGAAAUGGUUGAAUAAAGAAAUGUAUUUUUCAUGGAGUUGCUGUGGGAGGUAAAAUGGCUUCAUUGGGUUUGACGUGAUUUAAAUGUUGGACAAUAACUGUAAUGUAACUGAGUGAGUGAGUCUGUUUAAUUCAGUUUUCAGUUUGUCGGGGACUGCGGGCCUCUUGGUGACGCUCACCUCCUCCCAUGAAAUCUGCCUUCUCAUGCAUGAAAAUCAGCCAAACUUUACACAAGUUUGGUUUAUUUUAAAGCUGCCUUCGCAACUUGCACUGUGGAUUAAUGGACCUGCUGGGGGCGCUACAGCAACUGUCUAAUUUUAAACUUUGAAAAUCCAUAACAAAUCAGUCGUACAAGCUUCUACUUUGCAAAGUCCAUCAUUCUGUUAAUUAACUAAUAAUUAAACACAUCACUUUCUACAUUUUUUGCUCACUGGACACUGGACUUGCUCCACCGUAUCUUCAAACUAUCAAAUUCUGGCAAAAUAAACCUCGAAUCAUUGUGAAUUAAUUUUUAGAAAUUCUUGAGGUACAAAGUGUCUUUAAACAUCAGUUUAUCUCUUUGGAUAAAUAAACAGACAUCUCUACUCUGUCUGCAUAAGUAGCCUUUGGUGUUUGGGGUCAUGACUUUGAGCCGUGGGUGAUGCACGAUGAACAUCUUAUUCCUUAUCAGUCAUUGUGCUGGCCAGUAUUUUUUAGUCGCCUCCCUCCUCCAGCACACCUGAUCCAAAUUAUCAGCUCAUCAUGAGACAGAAGCCUGAUAACGACUCAUUCAUUUGAAUGAGGUGUGUGAGAGCAGGAAACCAGCUAAAACAGGCAGGGCAGGACUGAAACACUGCAUCACAGACACAUGAUUUUAAAGAACUGAGGUCCAGGUUAUUCUACAGAUGAAACCUCCUGUAUGUCUUCUUUAUCUUAUCUUAUCUUUAUCUCCUCAAGUCUCACUGAUUCACUGCUGCAGUAUGAUUUGUUUGUUUGUUUGUUUGUUUGCGACUGUAUGAUCCGUGGAAAAGCAAAACGUAUCCGUUCACACCAAACGUUUCCUGUUUUCUCAUAAAGUCUUUGGGUUUUAUUCACCUUGUUUCUCUUGCUUUAUGUUACAGCUCAUAGCAAAGCUCAGCUCACAUAUUAUUUUCUUGAUUUAUUUUGAAUUGCCUCUCCUGCCUCCAGCUCCCAGUGCAGUUUUGAAUAGUGAAGGCAACGAGACGGACACGAUUACUGUUUUUAUUGUGGACAACAAAAUACUCCAGCAUUUGUGUUCCCAGCAUCAUUCAAACUAAAACACUUUAUUUAUGUUUUAAACACAAAAGCCGUUUUCUGAACGACAGAGUCAAAGAUGCAAAAUGUAUGAAAAUGUGAAGAUAAAAAUGAUGUUGUAUCAACUGAUGGACAGCAGAGGAUUUCAUGGAAAGUGACCACAGUGUAACAGAAACAAUGUAAGAAUAAAGUGGUGUGUUUGCAUGCUGGAGUUUAAGCAAAAGACUGAAAUUUAAAAAUUUGAUUUGAUUAUCAGAAUUGGUCACAUUUUUAUCACAAAAUCCAGUGUCUGCAGAAAAACUUUCAUAGUGAGUGAAAAGCCUUCAUUAAAAGGCCCCCCAGCCAACAAACUAAAAUCUGACGUCUAAAAGUCAUUGACUCAUAUUAACAUGGCAAGCUGGGAAACAGA
This is a messenger RNA of Scatophagus argus, 6039 nucleotides long. RefSeq names its product contactin-associated protein-like 4. The transcript is spliced from 23 exons. The coding region runs from base 133 to 4056 and encodes 1307 amino acids. The record is from RefSeq and is a predicted model, not a curated record. Lineage: Eukaryota; Metazoa; Chordata; Actinopteri; Scatophagidae.